AUGGCUGCCGCUGAAAUUUCGAAUGGAAACUUUUCUGAAUCAUGUUCUAUCACCAAAACUUUGAAACCACUCGGUACUGCACCACUUGACGAGGAUACAAUCGCACAUUAUGUAUUGCCAUUAUUUUCUUGCAUUUUAAAACGUGAUGUCAAAGAAACAUACCUUGCAAAUCAUUCGUUAGGCCGUCCACUAGACGCAACCAUUAACGAUCUAGCUGAAGGAAUGAAUGCUUGGUAUACCCAUUUGGACGAAGCAUGGGAUCCAUGGUGGAAAGAAAUGGACGCCUGGCGCGCCGCAACAGCGAAUCUUCUGAAUGCAUCCCGUGCUGAUUGUAUCGUACCGAAGACGAGUGCUGGUCAAGGCUUACGUUCUGUACUAAAUAGUUUCGGCACGCCACCACGCGUGCUAACCACUACAGGAGAAUUCGACUCACUCGACCAUAUUCUAAAACAGUAUGCAACUACUAAUCAUGCCACAGUCACAUGGGUAGCAGCGCGUGAAGAUGGCUGUUUCUACGUAAACGAUCUCAUUGAUAAGCUCAAUGAUGUUGACCUUGUGGUUGUCUCUCAUGUGUUCUUUGCUACGGGUCAAAUAUUGGCCGACUUGCCACAGCUUAUAUCCGCUACACAUCAAGUAAAUGCCUAUAUUCUACUUGAUGUUUAUCAUAGUUAUGGUGUACUACCACUCGAUGUGACUGCACUUGAUAUUGAUUUUGCUGUGGCUGGUAGCUAUAAGUAUCUACGCGGUGGACCAGGCGCAUGUUGGCUAUAUGUUUCACCUAAAAUAUUGAUGACUGAACGUACUACACGUGAUACUGGAUGGUUUGCGAAGAAAGAUCCAUUUAGUUAUCAUCGUGCUAUACCACCAAUCCUCGCAGAUGGUGGAAAUCGUUGGUUGGAAUCAACAUUCAAUCCUCUGAGUUUCUAUCAGGCGCGUGCAGGGUUAACCUUUGUGACCACAAUUGGAGUAUCUCGUCUUCGAGCUUGGUCCUUAAAGCAAAAGCGUUUUAUCGCUGAAGCUUUGCGUCGAAAUGGUGUAUUCUGUCGUGGAGAAGGAGAAGAGUACGGUGCUUUUUUGAUAGUUUCUCAUAAAAAUUCAUCGGACUUUGUCACACGACUUAAGACUGCUGGCGUGAAUGUUGACGCACGCAAUGAAGGAGUAAGACUUACUCCAGACAUACUCAACACUGAAACACAACUUACACGUGCGGUUGAAAUUAUAGCAGAACUGUUUUGA
This is a messenger RNA of Adineta ricciae, 1236 nucleotides long. The record is from the annotation of a GenBank genome assembly. NCBI's taxonomy places the organism in Eukaryota, Metazoa, Rotifera, Eurotatoria, Adinetida, Adinetidae.